Molecule: messenger RNA, 1752 nt
Organism: Macroventuria anomochaeta
Lineage: Eukaryota; Fungi; Ascomycota; Dothideomycetes; Pleosporales; Didymellaceae
Exons: 4
Coding region: 1-1752 (583 amino acids)
Source: RefSeq, a predicted model, not a curated record
AUGGCUCUCAUCGUCUCUGAUGUCUCGACAUUCUUCGACCCAGCUCUCUGUGCAAACAACAGGCAGAUUGUCGAUGGUGCGGUACAAAUCUGCCAGAAGGGUGCCAAUAAUGUCUGCGGCAACUGCAAGCUGGUCCAGUACUGCUCCAAACAAUGCCAGCUUUCCGACUGGAAGCAUCACAAAAUAUCAUGCAAGUCCGCCUUCAUGAAGGACUCGUGGGAACCCACUUGGUUUCGCAAAGGCCGACAACCUGCAUUCAUUGGUGGCGCACCACUCGUCCCGUUCGGUGCACAGAAAUAUCUUUGGGGCAACAUGCCCGCGUUAGAUAUUUUGAACUCCAAAAACAACGAAGGUGAGAUCAAAGUCAUUGAAAAUGAUUUGGCGCUCCUUUUUGCAGCCUCUGGCGAUCUUCGUAACGUCGUCACAUCUCUCGCGAACCUUCCCGAGACCUACGAGGGAGAAUGUCGUGUCGUACUGAACGAUAAGGAGUUUAUAAUCGUGGCGCGGAAUAUCAUCAUGCUGAUGACAGCUCUGCUGUUGGAUGCCAAGGUUGCGGUACCGAUGAUAAUCCAUCUCUGGUACUCAGCUAUACUUCCUCGUGUCAUGGUCGACGUUCUUCAGUUCAGUUUGCUACCUCUGAUAGAGGAUGUUUGUACCAAGAUCAGAAACAGGCCCGAUGGCUCAAUGCAGGCGAAACAGUUCGCUUUCAAUGGCAACAAGCUACGUAUUGUGCUCAAAAAGGAAGAGUGGUUCAAUCUCGCUAAGUUCUUCAUUGUCCCCGAGGCAGUCACUCUAGAGAAAUCUCAGAUGAUCCGCCGUCGCGUUACUCUAGCGCCAGAAAGGGUCGACUACCGUGAGCGUGCCAUGUUGCAGUGGCCUUGCGCCCUGAGGGAGGUGGAUAUACACUUCCGCAGGGAGGGCGUACUUCUUCCGUAUGGGUGCUCGAUAGCAGCUUUCGACACUCCAAACCCGACGCUAUUCCAGGAUAGUGACUGGCCCAUGAAAGACAGCUCAAAUCCCCGUGAAGGCUGGUCCUACCACAAAUAUAUGAAGCAUGCACCAGUGGCUAAGGCAGAUGAACACGGAGCUGUCUUCUUCUAUGUGCGCGACCUGUUGAACAGGUUCUGCACCCGUCUCCAAAAAGCCAAGAUAUCUUUCCAAAUGUCUUGUAUGGAUGCCCGCGAUCUUGGACCAUACCUGCAAGACAUGAAAUUCGAUCGUAUCGAGAUUUCAAAUAUCUGUGACCGUGGCUUCCUUGGACCACAUUCUUGCGUCCAGAUCUUUUCACCACUCCUCAAGCUGAGGUCUGACAGUCCAAAAGCUGCUCUUCUCAUGCUCUUCCUCAAUGCCGCUACUGAAACAGAGAAUGCCAACAAAGGAUCUGAUAAGUGGCGAUCUGACCUUAUGCGUGCUGCGCGUCGUCUCGACAAAUACAUGCCUCUCGACCGUACGGAACUCGGUCACAUCACGAAUGCAGGGGAUCCUGGCUUCAUUCGCCGUACUAGCUGUCAUGAUAUGUUCAAGGACUGGGAACACUGGUUUGAUUGUUUCCUGAAGGACAGCGAGUUUGCUACAUUCGCACAUAUACAUGGGCUCAAAAUCAGGAAGAAGCACGCUAUCGUGGAGCCUUGGCCGUACAAGAUCGGAGUCCGGACUACAAAGAAAGAAUUCGACAUAUUGCGAGCGGGAAGUGUGACUGGCUAUGAGCGUUACAUCGAGCUAGAGAGGCAACACAAUGAGGAUGAGGGAUGA